This is a messenger RNA of Mesocricetus auratus (golden hamster), 966 nucleotides long. It is a transcript of the gene Tas2r60, whose product is annotated as taste 2 receptor member 60. The transcript has a single exon. The coding region runs from base 1 to 966 and encodes 321 amino acids. NCBI's taxonomy places the organism in Eukaryota, Metazoa, Chordata, Mammalia, Rodentia, Cricetidae. Gene Ontology annotation, biological process: detection of chemical stimulus involved in sensory perception of bitter taste; sensory perception of taste; G protein-coupled receptor signaling pathway. Gene Ontology annotation, cellular component: membrane. The record is from RefSeq and is a predicted model, not a curated record. Gene Ontology annotation, molecular function: bitter taste receptor activity; G protein-coupled receptor activity.
AUGGGACCCAUCAUGUCCACCGGAGAAAUGGGCACAGGUCACACAGUUCUGGGAUGUCACACUGCUGAUAAGGCAGUCAUCACCUUGUUUAUCGUUUUAGUUCUGUCGUGCCUGGUGGCAGUGGUAAGCAAUGGGUCUAUCAUUAUAGCACUAGGCACGAAAUGGUUGCUCCGGAGAACACUGUCCACUCAUAAUAAGUUACUGAUCAGUCUAGCAGCCUCUCGCUUCUGUCUUCAAUGGGUGGUGAUAGGUAAGAAUGUUUAUGUUUUCUUGAAUCCAACAGUCUUCCCAUACAACUCUGUAAUGCAGCUCCUAAAUUUGAUAUGGGAUUUCCUGACUGCUACAACCAUCUGGUUCUGCUCCUUGCUAGGCUUCUUCUAUUGUGUGAAAAUUGCAACCUUAACCUACCCUGUCUUUGUCUGGCUAAAGUACAGGGUGCCCGGGUGGGUACCAUGGAUGUUGCUCAGUGCUGUGGGGAUGUCAAGCUUAACUAGCAUCCUGUGUUUCAUAGGCAAUUAUCUGAUAUAUGACAACUUUGUAACGAGUGCCCAGCAACCUCGGAAUGUCACUGGGAAUAGCUUAAAAGACACCCUUGAGCAAUUCUACUUCUUUUCUGUAAAAGUGAUCAUGUGGACUAUCCCUACUGUUACCUUUAGCGUUUUCAUGGCUCUGCUCCUUGUGUCUUUGGUAAGACACAUGAAGAAGACCCUCUUGGCCUCCUCAGGACUCCAGGAUGUCAGAGCACAGGCCCACAUGAAGGCUCUCCUCACCCUCCUCUCCUUCUUCGUCCUUUUUAUCUCCUGUUUCCUGUCACUGGUGCUUGGUGCCACCAGCAACUCGCCAUUUCAGGAAUUCAGGUACUGGAUGUGGCAGGUGGCGAUCCACCUGUGUACAGUGAUACAUCCCAUUGUUAUACUCGCCAGCAACCCUGGCUUGAGAGCGGUGGUGAAGAGGGAUUGCUGCUGA